CGCUAAUCGAGUCGAACUGCGCGUCAUGCAUAAAGCACAUGCAUAGAGCGCACAGGGAAGAAUGGAGUGGAAUAAGACCUUGAGAGAUCAGUUUAAAUUCAGGGAUGCACUGUGUCUAUAGCAUAUAAAAGCACGCUUAUAACGCCUUUAAUACCAUUCAGUGCAUUGCAGAGUUUUGUAUUAAUGGUGUGCGUUUUGCGCGGAUCUGGUUAAGUCUUGUUUGGAGGGAUAUCAGCGUGCAGAGCACGGAUUCACUUUUUGUCAGAGGCAGUUUGCACGAGGGAGGUAAGGCUGCAUACAAUGGGUGCUCUAGUGCCAUUCAUAUUAGCGCUCUCUCUUGGUGCUGCGUGGGGAUGCCAGCUGCCCCAUGACUGGAGACCUCAGACUGAAGCGUGCAGGGCAGAACUAGCGGAGAUAAUCGUCUUUGCCAAGGUGCUCGCCAUCCACAAGGAGUCUUACAGCGUGUACAACUACCUGCCGUGGCAGUACGAAACAGAUCUGUUCUUCUCCGCGGAGAUCGAGCUGCUGUGCGAUCAGGCAUGGGGCAGUAUGCUGGAGGUGCCAGCCGGCUCCAGGUUCAAUGUGAGCGGACUGGGAUAUUUCCCCUGCUACUCCUACAGCGUCAUAGAGAAUAACUCCUACUAUUUCUUUCUGAGAAUGGAUGAAAAUUACAGCAUCAUUCCUCAUGGUGUUAACUUCCAGGACCCCAUCUUCCCAGACACCCCAGAGAACCAUCGCAUGUUUGCCAGUUUGUUCCAGUUUUCCAACUGCACAGCCGGCACACAGGUUCACAUGUACACUCCAGACUGGGAGGUGCAGGAGGACAACAGACUAUGGUGCUCCAACGUGCAGAAGGCCUUAUUUGAGGAGGAAGAGAGAGUCAAAAAUCUCUCUCAGAAAGUGAAGACCCUGGAGAAGGCCAACAACCACCUGAGGGAAAAGGUGAAGAAUAUGAAACGUCUCUUGAGGCAGGCCAAACGGGAGACUAAGGAGUCACUUCAAAGCUUCAAAGAGAUUCACGAAGCCAAACCUGAGCUGUCCCAUCCACAGCAGGACACCACGCAGGACCAGAAACCCACUCUCAAGAAAAUCCUGGCCAAAAAGCACAAGAACUAACGUUCCUCCAUGGGAGAAAUGAAGAUUGUAGUCAAAGCAUAUUGCCAAAUCAAGAUGAAAGGCCACAGGUAUCUAUAAAGGUAGCAUAGAUUUUGAAAGGUUCACAGUUAUGAUGAACCAUCUACAGAAAAUUAUCCUUGAUAAACAAAAGAAUCCAUCUUGCAAAGUGUCAUUAAACUAGUUCAAUUGUUCUUUACUGCAUUUUAGCCAAACAAUUUUCAUAUAGCAGACUAUAUAAUAUCACUGAAAAGCAAAACAAGAAAAUAAUACACACAAACAAUAUUCUGACUUUAUAAUGAUCAAUCCUUCAUCGUGAUCCUCGAUAAAAUUUGAAAAUAUUUAGACUGUACAAUAAAAGAAAUGAAGUCCCCCAUAAACACAAAAUUUUAGUUUUGUGGGUAUAGUUACACGUCUAUAAACUUUGAAGCCAUCUAUGUGCUAGUCUACUCCCUGAAAGUUGACAUAACCAUUUGCAGAUAUACAUAUGGAUUUUAUGUGUACAAAACAAUGACUCAUCUUGCACUGCACAGGUUUUUGUCCAAUCAAGUGCUCUCUAGAAUGAGAAUGUCCCUCUCACUUAUACCACUUGCAACUGACUAGCAAGAAGCAAAUUAUGGUUCAUGGCUGUGGCAUAACUAAAGCCUAUUGCCUAUUAGUAUUUUGGCUUGAAUAAAUAAAUAAAGGGGAAAGUCCUUUCAUAUGUCCUGCCCAAGCACAAACUGUAAACUAAUAGGAAAUGUAUCAACACUUAGGAUAGAAAACUCAUCAUGUGAUUUCAUUGGGUCUAGGGCAAUAAAAUCCAAUGACAGUUUGUAAAAAAGACUUGAUUUUAUGCCUAGAAGCUGAUGUUGUUGGUAAUCAGGCAGAGCCUGACAAGGUCACAGAUAAAGAUCAGUGUUUUGUGAAUUUAUUUGCCAGGUGAUUAUAUUGAGUUAUGCAGUGGGACCUACAUUUUGGAAAAGUGCAAUGAUACUGACUUCCAGUCUACAAAAAAAGAAGAAAAAAUCAUCAAUUUCUGUAAAAGCCUUCCAGCCUAAACCCCGAAGAAACAUCUAUCUGUCUGUACAAGACAGACCAAAAAUCUUGUUUGGGACAUUGUGUAGAAGUGGUUCCAUACCUAAAUGACCUAUGACCAUUUAUGGGUAAAAAUAUGUUUUCAAGAGUCAGUACACAUUAAUUUGCUAGUUUAGCAAGCGAUCCUUUUUCCAUUUGUUACCUUGCAUUUAAUGUUUUGUAAAAGUUUUUUAUACUUUGAGUGAAUAUGAGUUUUAUAGUUGCAAACAGGGUGCUGAGCGCCUGAUAUACAUAACCUAAAACAUAUUUUCUCAUGUACAUUUUCACCAUUUGUGUCAACUGUUUACUGACGUGAUUUAAAGCUGGUGUUAUUGAUGUAUAACCAUUACCUGUUUAACACAUUCACAUAUAUGCUAAUUAAAUAAACUUUGUUUUUCACU
Xyrauchen texanus (razorback sucker) is the source of this 2570-nucleotide messenger RNA. RefSeq names its product coiled-coil domain containing 3b (gene ccdc3b). The coding region runs from base 301 to 1116 and encodes 271 amino acids. The record is from RefSeq and is a predicted model, not a curated record. Gene Ontology annotation, biological process: negative regulation of gene expression. Gene Ontology annotation, cellular component: extracellular region. The transcript has 3 exons. Lineage: Eukaryota; Metazoa; Chordata; Actinopteri; Cypriniformes; Catostomidae.